Cydia pomonella (codling moth) is the source of this 4852-nucleotide messenger RNA. It is a transcript of the gene Delta, whose product is annotated as neurogenic locus protein delta. The transcript is spliced from 7 exons. Lineage: Eukaryota; Metazoa; Arthropoda; Insecta; Lepidoptera; Tortricidae. Bases 276 to 2489 code for a protein of 737 amino acids. Gene Ontology annotation, biological process: establishment or maintenance of epithelial cell apical/basal polarity; heterophilic cell-cell adhesion; Notch signaling pathway. The record is from RefSeq and is a predicted model, not a curated record. Gene Ontology annotation, cellular component: plasma membrane; protein-containing complex. Gene Ontology annotation, molecular function: calcium ion binding.
GCCGGCAGAUGCGCCGCGCAGCGCCAUCUCUGGGCGCAUCAGCGGCAGCGCGCCAGGUGUCCCGGCCCGCGACCGCCGCGCCUCAGUCCGCUACCACGCGCUGUCGGGAACAUACGUCUGUACGGCUUCACGCCGCAACUACACGCGCGCGUUUCGAAUACCGGUUCGCAAGUGACCACUUUGUGAGUGACUCCCAGUGAAACUCAGUGUACAGUGCUGUGAUGGAUUGCGAAUCCCGUACUUGCUGACCGACGGCCUAGGCCGGCCUGCGAUAUAUGCUCCAGCGCCGCUGGCCCGGUCGCGCCAGUAUGCGCGCCCCUGCGGUGCUGCUUGCCCUGCUAGGGUUUCUACCCCAGGUGCUGACGUCUGGUUUCUUCGAACUUAGGAUAAAAAGUUUUACCAACCCGUUGGGUAGGUUAAGUAGUGGCCAGUGUUGUGAUGGUUCCUCAAGUAGUAGUGAUGCGCCUUGCCUGGCGCCGUGCAGGACUAAAUUCCGCGUGUGCCUCAAGAUUUACCAAGCGAAUAUCGAUACGACAUCACCUUGUACCUUCGGUGAUAUCACGACCCCAGUGCUAGGAGGAAACUCUUUGGAUGUACCGAACCUUAACGUGAAAGGAUUCACCAAUCCCAUCGUGUUCCCGUUCGAUUUUACGUGGCCGGGCACUUUCUCGCUCAUAGUCGAAGCGUGGCACGACACCAACGAGACGUCGAGAUCUGACGACACACUAAUCGCCCGCAUGACGAAGCAGAGCAUCGCCGACGUGGGAGGGCCUUGGGUUGAGGAGGAGCAGCGCUGGAGCUCGGGCCCGCACCUGCGGCUGUCGUAUCGCGUGACCUGCGCGGAGCACUACUACGGCUCGGGCUGCGAGGUCCUCUGCCGGCCGCGAGACGACGGCUUCGGCCACUACAGCUGCUCACCCAGCGGCGCCAUCGUCUGCCUCGCUGGCUGGCAAGGGGAAUAUUGCCAGAAACCGCGCUGCCUGCCCGGCUGCGACACGGACCACGGCCACUGCCUCAAGCCCGACGAGUGCAUUUGCCACUCGGGCUGGGUGGGCGAGCUGUGCGACCAGUGCGAGCGGCACCCGGGCUGCGUGCAUGGCACCUGCUCUAAGCCCUGGGGCUGCGAUUGCGAGGAGGGCUGGGGCGGCCUGUUCUGCAACCAGGACCUCAACUACUGCACCAAUCACCGACCGUGCCGCAACGGCGGCACGUGCCACAACACCGGCCAGGGCAGCUACACCUGCGCUUGCCCGCCCGAGUACACCGGCCCCGAUUGCGAGAAGUCUCUGCACUCGUGCGCCGUGCGACCGUGCCUCAACGGCGGGGCCUGCGUGCCGGAUGAGGGCGGCGAAUUGGCCUGUGCUUGCCCGGCGGGUUAUGAGGGCGCACGCUGCGAAACUCGCCGACUGACCUGCGCCGACCGACCGUGCCGACACGGCGGCACCUGCGAGCCCCGCGUCACAGGCUACACCUGCCUGUGCCCGCCCGGCUACGCCGGCGCCGACUGCGAUCUAGAGGCCGACCCUUGCGCUGCGGCGCCAUGCCGCAACGGGGCCACCUGCACGCGCGCCGGUGACGGCUUUCGCUGCUCCUGUCGUGCCGGCUUCCGCGGCAACCGAUGUGAGAUCGACAUCGACGACUGCGCGGGCGUCACCUGCGAGCACGGCGGCACCUGUGUGGACUUGAUAGACGGACAACGAUGCCAAUGCGCCCCCGGAUUUUUAGGCCAACGCUGUGAAACUCGAGUCGACCUAUGCUUAGCCAAGCCUUGCGCGAAUGGCGGGGAAUGCCUAGUACUAGAUAAUGAUUACGAAUGCCGGUGCAGGCCCGGCUUCGCCGGAAAAGACUGCAGUGUAGAUGUAGACGAGUGUGAGUCAUCACCGUGUCGGAACGGGGGCACGUGCCGUGACCGCGUAGAUGGGUUCCUCUGCUCGUGCGCGCCCGGCUGGAGCGGUCGCGCCUGCACCGUCUCCCUGGCAGAUUUAGUAGCGGGCGUAAACAUGCCGCGUGUCGGCGGAGAGACUCCAGAACAAGACACGUUAUCGGGGCGGCACGUGGCUUUGAUCGCGGCACUAUCGGCGGCAGUGCCGGCGGUGGCGCUGGCGGCGGCGGUGGCCGUGGCGUGCAUACGAAGGAGACGCAAGCGCGCACAGCACGCGGCGGACGCGGAGGCGCGCGCGCAGAACGCCGCGAACGCGGGCGGCGGCGGGCGCGUGAUCCGCAACACGUGGGGCAAGUGCGACGUGCCGGCGCCCGAGUGCCAGAACGCGCACAACGCGGCGGCGGAAGAGUGCAAGCGCAAGACGCUCAACACGGAGAGCGCGGCGCGGCUGCUGGCCGCGCUAGACCCGCGCCUCUCGCGGCUGUCGCAGGACUCCGCGUAUUGCGCCAAUAGCGAUACGUCGCUAGUGAAGCGAGCGCUAGAAGGCGGAGGGGUGUACGUCCUGGACGACCAUUGCCUACCGCCGACGUUCGCGACGCAAGUGUAGUGCAGACAUUAACUUAUUUAUUGGACGCUAACGCGAACUUGGCUGUGCGCCGCGUGUAUAUAUAGCGUAAAGUGUAAAGUGACAUCUGUAUAAACGGCUAGAUUAAGUUCCGAUGUAUUUAUUUGUGCGAUCCGUGAGCCCCUGUAAAUAGUAACGGCGGAGCGGAUCGUUUUUCCGCCUCAUAUCGUCGCGCGUCGCCCGAAACGCGCUAUUCGAUCUUUUGACUAGUAGAUAACUAAGUGAAAGAUUAUACGGUGCAAAGUUGCCUGUCCAGCGAAGCGGUGGCGGGUGACCGCGCCGGGCGGCAAGGCUGCGCCGGGCGCGGCGCGGGCGAGGACCGCGCGCGGCGAGAGGCCGGGUGGCGAGGUCCACCGUCUGCGAUCUCUGUAGGUAACCGGUGCGAAGCGCGCUCGGGCAGUGACGGUCCACUGCGCGACCGCGCCGCUCCAGAAACGAUACUGAUUCCUGAACUAACCCUAUUUAUUCAUGUCACUAUCACAUUAACGUUUUUGGACGUUAACGCGCACGUGAUCAAAGACCACUAAAAUAGGCUGUGAACUUUUCACGUUGCUGCCAAAUUAUGCUCUCCGUAUCGCUUCUCCGAGCUUCUCACCAUUUCUAAACUGUCCCUCUCUAGACUCGCACCAGUAUAGAAGCCAAAACGUGCGUAAAAUAAGAUUUUAGACUAAUUUAUAAAAAAAACGCGAAUCACGCGUUAAUCAGUUUUAUACAUAUAUUAUUUUGUGAUUGACUAAUUAUUGUCAUAUGUUCCUAUAAUUAUGAUGAUUGGUAGUUAUUUCUGAUUUAAAAAAUCUUGUUCCGGUUUUCUUUAAAAUCGACAUAGAUUUUUUUCCCGUUGUUUCGCUUCCUAGCUGAAGUACAGUAGCACGAGCGCGUGGCCGGGGACGUUCGCGCCGCCUCGCCGGAGGCCGCGCGAUCGGCCCCGGACACAACGGAUGCCAACAAACAAACAUCACGCACGUAAUUAGUCCAUAGGUUAAAAUAACUUGAGUACUUAUAAGAACAAAAUGUCGAAACCUAAGUCAUUGUGUAUAAAAACUAUUAAGUUUUAGUGAUUUAAGUAUAUUCUCCAUUACUUUUGUAAGAGUACUGUGACAAUAUAAUGGUGAUCAGGCAACAUAGGACGCUGGUCUGGCUAUUUAUUGGCUCGGCGCGCCGCUGCGCGCCACCCCGGGCUGCUGCGCGCCGACCCCACUUUAUGCAUUUUACAGUAUUUGCACUUUACGUGCCUAUGUCGAAAAUUUAAAGGGUCAUACGUGUUAUGUGUAAAACGUUGUACGAUACACGUGCGAAUAGAUAAUUCGCGACUCAUGUCGAUUUUAAACACCGGUCGUGUUUUAAUAUAUCGCAACUCGUUGAGAAUUUCCUACUUUUCGCACUUGUAUCGUAACGUGCUAUUAUGAAAUCUUAUCACAUUCAAUUAAGUACCAUUUCUCGAGCAGAUGUAUUAUAUGGUAGGGAGAUGUUACCUCUUAUGUUGCCUUUUCGACUGGAAUGUAGAUUAUAAAGGUUAGAUCGACAAAAUUGUAAAAUUUAUAUCAAACUAUGAAUAGACUGAUGAUCAAUAAUAAUGUUCUUGUAUUUAAUUUUGUAUGAUGACAAAAUGUAAGUUUAAAUUAUGUGAAAAUAGAACAUAUUACCCGAACAAUUGUAUUAAAAUAGUAUCAUAAUUUUGUACUUAAAAUUGAUCUUGGUAAAAUGUCACUUUCAUUUUUCUUUUUGAUGAUAUUUUAAGAAUAAUGUUUCAGACCAAUAAAAUUACAGUAUAUUUUAAUUAUUAUUUAUUACAAUUUACGAUUAUUGUGGAUAUGCUUAAAUUUUAUUAAACGUCUUAUUUAAUUAUUAUUUUUGAACAUAUUUACAAUUGACUGAAGAUAAAUUUGCUUCUUGAUUUCUAUUUUGGACUUAGUUUUUAUCGGGAAGAUAUUUAUAAAAAAGUUUGUGAGUAUACUGAAAGAUAAAAAUAAUAAAUCAUUCCAUUUCUUAUUUAAGUAACUUUAUGUUUUUAAUAUCUUGUUGUAAUUUCGCUAUUUUCUUAGGCUGUUUAUUUUGCAUGUGAACUUAGUGAUACCAUCUUAAUGCUUAGUCCCAGGUGGACAAUUCCUUCUUUCCUGUCUUACCUUUGAGUAUAUUCACAUGGCGCAAUUCUGAAAGAAAAAUGAAAGCAGUCCUUGCAUUAGGACAUGAAUUAAUUCCAUAAAUAGAUCCUAUCAAAAUAAAAGUCAUUAUAUUGCUACUACGGUGAUAAAUUUGCCAGCGAGUGUUUGCGAUGAAUGUGUAUAUGUGCAGUGAUACAAUGAGAAAUAAAAUGUUAAUAAACAAUUGUUUACAAAAGAUUAAAA